CGCGUCGGUCUCGCGGCUCCGCUCAGGUCCAGAAACCGAGGAGCGAGCGUCUCUCCGGCGGCGUGCUCUCCCCAUCCCUCUGCUUCGCAGGAUGGAAAGUGAGCUCACCAAGCUGCGCUUCGUCCUCUGGUCGGCACUUUACGGCGCCAUCGUCUCACGGUGACACCAUUCCCGUUUUCACUUGGGGAACUUCGUUAUUGCUGCUCAUUUUACUGGCACGCCUUUUUAAGGGAAGAAAAAAAAGGAGAAUACAACACGACUGAAGCGGAAAUACACCGCAGUGAAACAAGGUCGCCUUUUUUGGAUGGAGAAUUUCCGAUCGUUGGUGUCUGAGCUGAAGUCAAGCUGGUUGUGAAGGCGCAGGAUUUGUUCUCCCCUACAGCCCAGGUCGGAGAUAGCAUGGCAGCGGGAGUGGCGGCGUGGCUUCCCUUUGCCCGGGCGGCAGCCAUUGGCUGGAUGCCUGUGGCGAAUCUGCCCAUGCCUGUGGCGCCAACUGAAAAGAACAAACGUCAGGAUGAGUUAAUCAUUUUAAAUGUUAGCGGACGGCGCUUCCAAACGUGGAGGAACACAUUGGACCGCUAUCCGGACACCUUGCUUGGGAGCUCUGAGAAAGAGUUCUUCUACAACGAAGAGACCAAAGAGUACUUCUUCGACCGGGAUCCCGACGUGUUCCGCAGUGUGCUCAACUUCUAUCGCACCGGCAAGCUCCACUACCCUCGCUAUGAGUGCAUCUCGUCCUAUGACGAAGAGUUGGCUUUCUUUGGCAUCAUCCCGGAGAUCAUCGGUGACUGCUGCUAUGAAGAGUACAAGGACAGGAAGAGGGAAAAUGCAGAGCGUCUGAUGGAUGACCAAGAGGAAAACAAGGACGCCAAGCUGCCCAACAUGACCUUCAGGGAGACCAUGUGGCGGGCUUUUGAGAACCCGCACACUUCCACCAUGGCCCUGGUCUUCUACUACGUCACUGGAUUCUUCAUCGCAGUCUCUGUCAUCACCAACGUGGUCGAGACGGUGCCCUGCGGCUUGGCGCUCAAUAAGAAGGAAGUGCCAUGCGGCGAGCGCUACACGGUGGCCUUCUUUUGCAUGGACACGGCGUGCGUCAUGAUCUUCACCGUGGAAUACCUGAUGCGCUUGUUUGCCGCGCCGAGUCGCUACCGCUUCAUGAGGUCCGUCAUGAGCAUUAUCGACGUGGUGGCCAUCUUGCCCUACUACAUCGGCCUGGUGAUGACUGAUAACGAGGACGUCAGUGGCGCCUUUGUGACGCUGCGAGUUUUCAGAGUGUUCCGUAUCUUUAAGUUCUCCCGCCACUCGCAGGGCCUCCGCAUCCUGGGCUACACGCUCAAGAGCUGUGCCUCAGAGCUGGGAUUCCUGCUCUUCUCACUCACGAUGGCCAUAAUUAUAUUUGCUACUGUCAUGUUCUACGCAGAGAAGGGUUCAACCUCCAGUAAAUUUACCAGCAUCCCAGCCUCCUUCUGGUACACCAUCGUUACUAUGACAACACUUGGGUAUGGAGACAUGGUUCCGAAAACGAUUGCAGGGAAGAUCUUUGGUUCAAUCUGCUCUUUGAGUGGGGUGCUGGUAAUCGCCCUGCCUGUUCCUGUCAUCGUGUCCAACUUUAGUCGCAUCUAUCACCAGAACCAGAGAGCAGACAAACGGCGGGCGCAGAAGGUACAGAAAGCCCGCUUGGCCAGGAUUCGAAUAUCCAAGACAGGAAGCUCCAGUGCCUUCAUCCAUAGCAAGCGUAAUGGCCUCUUCAACGAAGCAUUGGAGCUCACGCAACUUCCGUACAAGAUGAACCUCUCUGAUCAGGGUUCUACUGAGGAGGAAAAACGCUUAAGUAAGUCUACCUCUCUACUAGAGAGCCAGCACCAUCACCUGCUGACCUGUCUGGAGAAAACCACCAACCACGAAUUUGUGGAUGAGCAGUACUACCAACAGAGCUACCUGGAGGCGGGACUUCAGAAUUACUCGUCUCGAAGCCCGUCUCUCUCCAGCCAAGAGGGCGUCACUGGCACUUGCUGCACCCGCAGGAGCAAGAAGCAUCACAGCCCUUUACCGAAUUCCAGUGAGCCGGCACACAUGCAGCCUUUGACGCACGCACGCCAACAAGGCUUGCAGGAGCUCAGCACCAUCCAUAUUCAGCCCCUCAGCACCAGCCGCUCCAGUUUGAACAUGCGCAUGGAUGAGCCAGCACCUCUCAACUGCCAGGGCAGCCAGAUCACCACAGCAAUCAUCAGCAUUCCCACACCACCGGUGACCACCCCUGAGGACGACGCCCGUCUUCCAGCAGGAGCCGCCCACCAGAACGUUGUGAAGGUGUCCGCACUGUGAACGAUGCAGGCUUUGUCACACUGAGAGACUCAUGAGGCUGACUGAUGGACAAGAGGAUGACCCUGAGAUAGAGAGGCGUUGUGGUGGUCAGAGACUUAGUUUUGUCUUGGUGGAGCCUUCCCUCUGCUGGUCAUGUCCUGUCACAACAUUAACUCCUUGUGCCGAAGAGGGAUCGCGUUCAGAAACACUGCACCCAUGUACAUGUUGAGUGUGUGCGUGUGUGCGUGCGUGCGUGUCACUGAGCACAAAGCACCUUUUUAUGAUUUUUGCAUCAGUUUGACUCUUCCAUAAGCAGCAGAUGGAAGCUGAUCGAGAAAGAAUCAAAAUAAUCUAUUGCUCUGCCCUUUUACUUGGUGUCAUUCUGGUUCGCUGCUGAUGAACACGUACAGUUUGUCACCAUUGCUGAUCACUUUCAGUAUCACCCCAGUUGAGCGGGGGCGGAGUAUAUAUGAUAUGUAUACUGUAUCUGUAUUGCCAGCAAAGGUGUUUCAUAGUUGUGAAUGUGUGUGUGCGUGUGCGUGUGCGUGUGUGUGUGUGUGUUUGUGUGUGUGCAUUUUCCUAGCUAGAAUAGAAUUGUGAUGUUUUGGGACAAGGGUACGCGCCUGCAUUGGGGCAUCUUUUCGGGUGACUGAACUUUCAAUUCUUCUGGAAGUCCGUCUAUUGCUCUGUAUACGGUGUAUUUAACUAGCUACCAUACUCAAGGCUUCGAAGGACACAUUUCUGUCCAAAAUCCUCAGUUGGGAGCCUUUUUAUACGACAUGUGCCUGUUUUUGUCAGAGUGAAAUCAUCAAUUCAUAUUCAGAGAUCAAAAUAUACCCUUUGGCUGGAGACGGAUCUCGAAUGACAAAAUUGUUGAAUGCAUAUAAUUAUAUUAUGGAAUGGGAAGCCACCCCAAUAUAAAGCACAAGGCAUUCGCUGAGAAUUUUGGACACUGACAUGUUCUGAGCCCAAGUCCUUUGUGAAUAUUGUGAAUAGAAUAUUUUGUAAUAUUUGACCAUCGUUUGGCAGAACCAGUGAAGCUGUGCUCUCUCUCUUUCUCUCUCUCUCUCUCUCUCUGUCUCUCUCUCUCUCUCUCUGUCGUUGUUGUCCGCUUGUAUUCCUUAUCCCUCCUGUGUGAACUACUGUAUGCUUAAAGUCAUCUUUAUAGCUGUCAAGCAACAUUCUUUCUUCCCCUAAGUCAGUGGGCAUUUUUCAAAGUUGUUGAGUAUGUGUACUUUGGUGUUUGUAGUUUUUGUCCCCCUCGAUGUUACACCCCCGCCCCAACACACAAACACACACUCUUCAUUUGCAGGAGAACUUGAUGCAGGCAGUGGGCUCUGGUUUGUUAGUUGCUAUGCUGACAUAAAGGACCAGAGUUCUACCACCGCAGUACAAUGUGAGAUCCGCACAAAGCCCACUGACAUACUUGGCCUUUUGUCUAUUCUGAAUGUCAGUCCAACAGCUUUGUACCGCCGUCGGAGAUACAAUUUCCAUCCCAAUCUUGCUAUUUGUCCAUGAAAAAAUGUCCAUAAUGAGUCCACAGGCAGGGCUAUAGAUGUACCAACAUAUCACCGUUAGAAUAUGUUCAAAUGUGUACAGCAUAUCAUCUAGCGAGCCUGUGAGUACCGAGCUGAUGUGGAACUAGACUUUAGUGAUCUUGUCAAAUUAUCAUCACAGCCAAAAUUACCUUUUAAAAAUAAGAUUUAUAUAAUCAGCAUAAAAGGUGAACGUUGGCAUCGCAGUUUUACAUGUGCGUUGUUCUUAAAAAAAAUUAUAUCUAUCUAUCUAUCUAUAUAUAUAUAUAUAUAUAUUAGAGCUGUCAAACGAUUAAAAUAUAUAAUCUAAUUAAAAAUGCAACUGUCAUAAUAAUAAUAAUAAAAAACUCAAAUGAACUAAAAAAUUAAUUGUGAUUACUCACACAUUUUUUAUCGUUUCUGAAUUUCUUUUAAAUUGUUGUCCUAUUUUUUCCCUGUUUUAAUGCUCUCAUCAACUUGGAAUCAUGAAUCAGUUUUCUAUGUGCCAAAUGCAAAUAUUUACUGAAAUAGCAAUUUCAAUUUUUAAUUUUACAUGAACAUUUUCCACUUGGAGCAGUUGUUCACACAUAAUCUCUCACACAAUAUCACUGUCCAUCAACACCAGUGAAAAAAUAUUUUGUCACACAACAGCUGCUUUAACAGCUUUUUUAAUGAAAUCAAAACAGAGCAAUAUAACAAAGUGCACAUCUAAGGUAAACUAGUACUCAGCCUAUAGUGGAUUUAAACCAUGGUUGCAUACUUCUUUUUUGCUUUCAACACAGCAGUCUGUUUCUGUAUGUUUGUUGGAGAAUAGAGACCCCGGACACCAGUGUUCGUUAUGUGCCGCUGUAUUCAAAAUUGCCGGCGGUACAAACGCGCGAGUUACUUCCCCCGUGCUGCUGGGCAAACCAUUUUGAAAGAGGGGGGUUUCACUCCCCCUAACACAGUCAGGCUAUGUUGAUUAUGUUGGUCCUUCUUGCGUGGAAGUCUCUCUACGGUUUUUGAGUCUACCUCAUUUCGAAUGACUACACUUGGUUCGAUGACAACACUGGAGACGUUUAAUUUUCGCUAGGUCGUUACAACAGCACUGCACUGUCACUGUCAGACGAACACAGAGAAGCUCCACCCGCUUUAUUUAUAUGGACACGGAACGCUGUAACCUUCCACACAAAAUAGUUCCAAACAAGUAACAAUCGCGAAAGUGGCAUACAUUUUAUACAUGAAUGAUACACAGAGAGAGAAGAACAGGUAACUUUGGUCUUGUCAGUGGAGCAAUCUGGCAACUUUUUAAAAGUAAAUUUUCCAUUCAUAAACUCGUUAAGUAUCCGUUUUCGGUGUCUCCCGCUGCCAUGGCUGGUAAAACAGACAUGGGCGUGGACUUCUGCAGCGCGCUUGUUGUUUUGUUUCUGGUGUAUUUAUAGAGCAACGUAACAUGCGCUUGUGACGUGUGCCGCGUUAUUCUCGCGAGAAAAUUUUUAAUCCCGUUAAAAUUCAUUUAAAUUAAUGCCAAUAAAAACGCGCUAAACUGACAGCUCUAAUAUAUAUAUCUCUUCUUCCGAGCCGCUUGAUCCUCACUAGGGUCGCGGGGGGUGCUGGAGCCUAUUCCAGCCGUCUUCGGGCAGUAGGCGGGGGACACCCUGAAUUGGUUGCCAGCCAAUUGCAGGGCACACAGAAACGAACAACCAUUCAUUCGCACUCACACUCACACCUAGGGACAAUUUAGAGUGUUCAAUCAGCCUGCCACACAUGUUUUUGGAAUGUGGGAGGAAACCGGAGCUCUCUCUAUCUCUCUCUCUCUCUCUCUCUCUAUAUAUAUAUAUAUAUAUAUAUAUAUAUGAAAUAUGAAAUAUGAAAUAUGAUCUAACACGGAUGCUGACGUGUACGUCCCAUAUCAACGUAUGAGGGGCCCAGAUUCCCGCUAUGUUCCCUCAGCCUGAGUAUCGUGAUUACUCAGAGAAAGACAAAAAUAGUUGACAGGGUGGAAGUGGAAAAAGUGUCAGUUUAAGUACUGGUACCAUUUUUGGUGUAGUGACAGAAUUCAAACAAAGAGACAAGCACAGACAGGGUGGCCUUUUUCUUAUUUAGAAAGCUGUAUUAAACACAGCAUCACAGGGUGAGACUUUCGUGACUGGCAUAAAUGCUGCGCAGCGUGUGGCAUAACUCGACGCGGAGGCAGGUUAGACUGAUUUUUGGUAAUUUCGUAGACAAGCGCAGGCCUCUGGGUCAUAAAUAAUAUCAAACAGGGCGGGCUGCCCAACUACGGGAGUCGUCAAAGCUGACUUAGCUCAUGGCCAAAGCAGCUCAACUUUAAACGUGGCAGCGCAAGUUGAGCAGCAAAGUCUCGACAUGGCGGAGGCACAUCUGCACUGUGAGGUGGGCAUUUAGAGACUGCCCCUGCCUCUACAGGAUAUAUCUACAGGAUAUAUACAGUAUAUAUAUACACACACCGGUAUGCUGUUUACAUACAGUAUGUAUGAAAUAUGUUGCGUUAGACGAGCUGUCUACCCUGCACCAGAGCUCGACAUGGUCUGAGAAAGCGUAAAGUUGAGAUCAGCUUUCAGCCACCCGAAUCGUCACUCCGCCAGGCUAUUUCAAUGACACUUCUUCUGCUGCACCGGCCCACCCAGCUUGGAGGAGACCUGUUUGUCACAUUGGCAAAUGCGCAGCGAGCCUUGCAAAGAAUUGAAAAUCAGGACCCGCCGGCAUUUGUGUCUAGGUGCAGUUGCCCUGUCUACGAAAAAAGGGAGCCCAUCAUGUUUACAGGCUUCAUUCCAACAUUUGGAAUAUUUUAAUCUACUGUACAACUGGUAAUGGCAAAAGUGAGGUCUCUUUUCUUUGAUUUGGCUGAAACUUUUUUGCUUGUUUUGUAUCAGCAGCCCUUUCAAACACAAUUUGAGUUCGGCUCAAUGUCUCCAUUGAUUUUUGUACACAAUAAAAAAUAAUAGACCUGCCCUGUUUUGUUUGGCGCUCUCUUUCUCUGUUACUGUAUGUAGUCUCAUUUGUCUUCUGCAAAAGCAAUCGGUUUUCUUCUCACUUUUUGCUUUGCCCUCCUAUGCCACCUGUCGUUGUUAAGACUAUUGCUGUGCGUAUCUUGUCGUGUUUGAUAUUAUUUAUGACCUUGUCUUGUGUCCCAACUGUGAAAAGCCUGAUAAAACAUCUAUAUCUGCCACAU
Hippocampus zosterae (dwarf seahorse) is the source of this 6993-nucleotide messenger RNA. RefSeq names its product potassium voltage-gated channel subfamily D member 3-like. Bases 400 to 2328 code for a protein of 642 amino acids. Lineage: Eukaryota; Metazoa; Chordata; Actinopteri; Syngnathiformes; Syngnathidae. The transcript has 8 exons. Gene Ontology annotation, cellular component: voltage-gated potassium channel complex; membrane; neuronal cell body. Gene Ontology annotation, biological process: potassium ion export across plasma membrane; protein homooligomerization. The record is from RefSeq and is a predicted model, not a curated record. Gene Ontology annotation, molecular function: A-type (transient outward) potassium channel activity; protein binding.